This is a messenger RNA of Ceutorhynchus assimilis (cabbage seed weevil), 1353 nucleotides long. The record is from the annotation of a GenBank genome assembly. Lineage: Eukaryota; Metazoa; Arthropoda; Insecta; Coleoptera; Curculionidae.
AACUGAUUCUCUUCUCUUGCAACUUAACACCGUAAUUUAAUGCGCCAGAAAUUCCAACACAACAACAUGACAAAAUACGCAAAAGCCUUUGUACUAAUUCUAAUUGUGCUGGCAAUAACGUGCCAAGAAACCGAAGCCCGCAGAAAAAUUGUGAGGGGCAGAAAAGUGGUCAAUCGGACUUAUUUAAAGCCUCUUGGCAUACCAGCAUGGGCCAUAGUAGUUUUAGUGGGAUUAGGACAGAUGGUUUUAGGAGCCCUAACUUAUCUUUUGUUGAAAGUUACUGUUUUGGAUAAGCCUCUGAAAAGCAGAUAUGCUCCUGCUCCGGCUACUACCACAUCCAUGGACGAAGCUCGUACGCCAUGAUUUUGUUGUUUUCAAGUCUUGUUCAGUUACAGUAAAAUUAUUACCUACAUAUAUAAGUACCUAGGUAUAUAAGAUUUUCCAUAUUCCUAAUAAAUGACACCACAUAAGAGUACCUACCCAAUAUUAAUAAUGUUUAGUGAUAAUCCUCUUGUCUUCCAAACCAAACAAACCCAACCCAGGCCAUCAGUGACCAAUCGUGACGAACUCCGCCCAAACUGAUCAAAACAAACCCAAUCUAAUUCAAAUUAAGAGGCCACGACCAAAAUAAAGCAAGGCAAUGUUGGUAAAAGCUCGAUGAUUUUUCAUUUUUCUAUACGUAUUAUACGGUAGGUACCAGAGGUACAUACGUCCCCCCAAGUCAAAAAUGUAGUAUGUUGGAAACAUAGGCCUUUUCUACAUAAAAAAUUUCAAAGCAUUGACGAUUUUACAUGUAUUGCUGAUUGUCACUUUGACUUUUAUCUUAAAAAAAAAAAAAAGACCUUAGUUCUACUUUAUAUGACAAAUCCCCACAGCUACCUACUUAUAUUAAAAAGAAAAAAACUUUGAAGUUUCAUCGUCUUAGUAAGAAAGUAAGUAAUAGGAACCUUAUAUGAUUUAGAUUUUGGAAAACUUUGAAAGGUCAUAUAACUUUUUUUCUGUUAUAGAUGAGGAAGCUACUGAAACUUUCACUGAAUUUUAUCCCAAUCAAAGGACUACAAUCCCUGAAAAUUUCAGCUCAUUUGCACUUAUAGUUCCUGAAAUAAAAUCGUGUUUUAAGCAAUUUGGGGUGAUUUAUCGGCUCACAGAACAACCACCUACCUGUUUAAUUAAUUUUUAAAGUUUUGACUUGUACCGUCAUUUGGGGUGAAGUGUGAAGUCGGACGAUUUUUGCAGUUUUUUGUUGAUAAAAUCUACAAUUUAAAAUAAAAAAAUCCCAAAAAAAAUAAUUAAGAAUCUUCCAUGAGUUACAAAUCAGUACGCGAUGUAAAAUUUUUUAAGAACAAAUUUAUU